Pelmatolapia mariae (spotted tilapia) is the source of this 5671-nucleotide messenger RNA. RefSeq names its product NACHT, LRR and PYD domains-containing protein 3-like. The transcript has 19 exons. Bases 178 to 4629 code for a protein of 1483 amino acids. NCBI's taxonomy places the organism in Eukaryota, Metazoa, Chordata, Actinopteri, Cichliformes, Cichlidae. The record is from RefSeq and is a predicted model, not a curated record. Gene Ontology annotation, biological process: intracellular signal transduction. Gene Ontology annotation, molecular function: protein binding.
UGUAAUCUGGAAAGAAAGAUGCCUUUACUUCUGGCCGUCUGGAGGCUUUCUUUCUCUGAAGUUCAGGAAUUUGGCGAUGAGGUGCUGCGGUCUCUCCGAUUUCUUCCCAACGUGGUGUGCUGUUUCAAGGGUGACGGUAGUGGAUUUCCUCAGUGACCUUGGAGUUUUACCGUCACUAUGAAAAGACAGAAAAAUACUGAUGAGUUGAUGGAUAAGAAAUUAAAAGAUAUGAGCUCCACCAUGGAUCUUGUGGAAGGGAAAAAUGAUGGGAUCCUGCCCUCUAAAAACGCUACACCGGGGAAACUUUGUGGGCCCACUGAAGCUCAGAGACAAGAGCAGCAGCAGACCAGAUCACCUGCACCCAGCUCUGUUUUGAUGAAGAGCAAUCAUUCAAAGGAGUCACCUCUUGCUUUUAACAGACAACAAUCUUCUGGAAAAAAGACUGGGGAGGUGAGGCCUGGUUGUCCUGUAUCCAGCUGUGAUUCAGUCAUGAGUGACCACUCAAAGGACCCACCUCAUAAUUUUAACAAAGAGCAGGCUUCUGGCACAGAACUGUAUCAGGACAUCUCAGAGGUUCAUAGUGGUUCAUCUGUAGUGGACCAUCAAACAGACAUAGACUCAAUAUUUAAGCUGCUUGAAGAGAGUAUUUUCACUUUUGUGAAAGACGAGUUGAGGCGGAUUCAAGGGCUUUUAAAAUCAAAGUGUUCAGAUGAAGAAAUGGACACCGAUAUGAAUGAGGGCACGAGGAGCUGCAGAGAGGCAUUUCAAAAAAUUGCACUGCACUUUCUGAGAAGAAUAAACCACGAGAACCUGGCUGAUUGUCUGCAGAGCAGUAUUACAUUUUUACAGCUGCAUUUUAAUGGACAGUAUGUGAGAAAGGAAGACGAAUCCCCUGCAGUGUGUCAGCGUAAACUUAAAACUAGUUUAAAAAGGAAGUUCCAGUGCUUGUUUGAGGGGACUGCUAAAACGCGAAACCCAACUUUUUUGAAUGACAUCUACACAGAGCUCUACAUAACAGAAGAAGGGACUGGAGAGGUCAGCAAUGAACAUGAGGUCAGACAGAUUGAAACCGCUGUGAGGAAACCAGCCAGACCAGAAAGAACGAUCACAUGUGAGGAAAUCUUUAAAGCCUCAUUAGGUAAAGAUCAGCCAUGUAGAACAGUGCUGACAAAGGGAGUGGCUGGCAUUGGGAAAACAGUCUUGACACAGAAGUUCACUCUGGACUGGGCUGAGGACAAAGCUAACCAGGACAUCCAGUUCACAUUUCCAUUCACCUUCAGAGAGCUGAACCUGCUGAAGGGUACAAAUUUCAGUUUGGUGAAACUUGUUCAUCAUUUCUUUACUGAAGCCAAAGAAGCAGGACUCUGCAGCUUUGAGGAAUUAGAGGUUGUGUUGAUCUUUGAUGGCCUGGAUGAGUGUCGACUUCCUCUGGACUUCCAAAACAAUAAGAUCCUGACUGAUGCUCGACAGCCCACUUCAGUGGAUGUUCUGCUGACAAACCUCAUCUGUGGGAACCUGCUUCCCUCUGCUCGGCUAUGGAUAACCACACGACCUGCAGCAGCCAAUCAGAUUCCACCUGGAUAUGUUGACAUGGUAACAGAGGUCAGAGGGUUCACUGACCUACAGAAGGAGGAGUACUUCAGAAAGAGAUUUGGAGAAGAGGAGCAAGCCAGGAGGAUCAUAUCUCACAUAAAGACUUCGCGAAGCCUGUACAUCAUGUGCCAUAUCCCUGUAUUCUGCUGGAUCACUGCUACCGUUUUGGAGGAUGUGCUGAAAACUAGAGCAGGAGGAGAGCUGCCCAAGACCUUGACUGAGAUGUACAUCCACUUCCUGGUGGUUCAAGCAAAACUGUGGAGCGUCAAGUAUGACAUUGGAGCUGAGGCGGAUCCACACUGGAAUCCAGGGAGCAGGGAAAUGGUUUUGUCAUUGGGAAAACUAGCAUAUGAGCAACUGCAGAAAGGUCACUUGAUCUUCUAUGAAUCAGACCUGACAGAGUCUGGCAUGGAUCUCAGAGUGGCCUCGGUGUACUCAGGAUUGUUCACACAGAUCUUUAAAGAGGAGAGGGGGCUGCACCAGGAGAAAGUGUUUUGCUUUGUUCAUCUGAGCAUUCAGGAGUUUCUGGCUGCUCUUUAUGUCUUUCUGACUUUGACAAACUCUGGCGUGAAUCUGUUUCAGUCUGAAACUUGGUGGUCAAAUGUAUUCAGGGACAAAUCUAAGCUAUCAUACCUUUUCCAAGGUGCUGUGGACAUGGCUGUACAGAGUCCAAAUGGACACCUGGACUUGUUUCUCCGCUUCCUCCUGGGUCUUUCCCUGCCGACAAAUCUUACGCUUCUUGGUGGGUUGAUGAAACAGACAGGAAAUAUCUCUGUUGCCAAAGAGGUAACGAUUAAGUAUAUAAAGAGCGUGAUCAGGAGGAGUCUGUCACCAGAGAGAAGCAUUAACCUGUUCCACUGUCUGAAUGAGCUGAAUGACCAUUCUCUGGUUGAGGAGAUCCAACAGUACCUGAAUUCAGGAAGCCUUUCCACAGAUAAACUGUCUACUGCUCAGUGGUCAGCUCUGGUCUUCAUCUUACUGUCAUCAGAAGAAGACCUGGACAUGUUCGACCUGAAGAAAUACUCUGCUUCUGAUGAAGGUCUUCUGAGGCUGCUGCCUGUGAUCAAAGCCUCCAACAAAUCUCUGUUGAGUAGCUGUAAUCUGACAGAGAGAUGCUGUGAAGGUUUGGCCUCAGUUUUUAGCGCUCAGUCUUCCACUCUAAGAGAUGUUGAUCUGACAAACAACAACCUGCAGGACUCCGGACUGAAGUUGGUGUCUUCUGGACUUAAGAAUCCACAGUGUAGACUGGAAAAGCUGAGGUUGAACCAAAACAAUCUCACAGAGAAAUGCUGUCAAGAGCUGUCAUUAGUUCUAGAGACGUCUCAUUUGAGAGAAUUGGACUUGAGUUACAACAAUCUGCAGGACUCUGGACUGAAGCAGCUCUCUGCUGGGCUAAAAGGUCCAAACUGUAGACUGGAAACACUCAGGCUGAUUGGCUGUAAUCUGUCAGAGAAAAGUCAUGAUACGCUGUGUUUCAUUCUCACUUCCUCUAUUCUGAGAGAGCUGGACCUGAGCAACAACAACCUGAAGGAUUCAGGAGUGAUGCUCUUCUCUGAACUGGAAAAUCAACAUUGCAGACUGGAAACUCUCAGAAUGAGUCGAACUGGUCUCACAGAGCAAUGCUGUCAAGAGUUAUCAUCAGCUUUAUGCACAAAGGCGUCUAGUCUGAGAGUGCUGGACUUGAGUGACAAUGACCUGCAGAGCUCAGGAGUAAAACUGCUCUGUGAGGGACUUGGAAGUCCACACUGUCAACUCCAAACUCUAAGGCUAACUCAAACCAACCUCACAGAGAAAUGCUGCAAUGAAAUCUCAACAAUUCUUAGCUCCCAGUCUUCGAGUCUGAGAGAUCUGGACCUCAGUAACAAUGAUCUGCAGGAUUCUGGAGUGACAUUUUUGUCUGCAGGACUGCAUAGUCCGUACUGCAUGCUGAAAACUCUCAGCCUGAGUGGCUGCAGGUUAUCAGAAAGAACUUGUGACGUUCUGAUGUCAAAGUCUACCAGUCUAAGAGAGCUGGACUUAAGUAAGAACAACCUGCGUGAUUCAGGCAUCAAGCUUUUGUCUACUGGGCUGACGAGUCCACACUGUAGGCUGGAAACUCUGAGGUUGAAUCACACAAAUCUCACAGAGAAAUGUAGUCAAGAUGUCUCACUGGUCCUCAGCUCUGACUCUUGCAGUCUGAGACACCUGGAUUUGAGUAACAAUGACCUACAAGAUUCAGGAGUAAAACUGCUUUCUGCUGGACUGAGGAGCCCACACUGUAGACUACAAACGUUUGGAUUGUCAGGCUGUUUGAUCACAGCAGAUGGCUGUACGUCUUUGGCGUCAGCUCUGAGGUCCAACCCCUCCUAUCUGAAAGAACUCAACCUCAGUUAUAACCAUCCAGAUGAAUCGGGAGUAAAGCUACUAUCUGUGGGACUGAAGGAUCCAAAGUGGAGACUGGACUCCCUCAGCGAGGACCACGGUGGUCUUCAGAGGCUGAAAUCUGGUCUGAGGAAGUAUGCAUGUGAACUAACACUGGACCCAAACACAGCCCACAAAAAUGUUGUCCUGUUUGAGAACAACAGAAAAGUAAGACUGUCACCAGAGAAGCAGCCAUAUCCCGAACAUCCGGACAGAUUCGACUGGUGCUACCAGCUGCUCUGUACAACGGGUCUGACAGGCCGCUGUUACUGGGAGGUGGAGUGGAAAGGAGGGGUUGAUAUUGGAGUGACUUACAGAAGCGUCAGAAGGAGGGGAGCUCUAGAUGGCAGCAGGCUUGGAUGGAAUGAGAAAUCAUGGAAUUUAGAGUUCAAUGAUAAAAACAUCUACGCCUGGCACAAUAAUAUAAAAACAGCUCUCCUUGCUCCUCUGUCCUCUGCCUCUCAAAGAGUGGGAGUAUAUUUGGACUGGACUAGGGGCACUCUGGCUUUCUACGCAGUCUUGCCUGAUUCAGAGAUUCACCUGUACACCUUUUUCUGUGGUGCCUUCACGGAACCACUUUACCCUGGGUUUGGGUUCUUAUCAAUAGACUCUUCUGUGUCACUGUUAGAAAUAUAAUCUAUCCAAAAAAGGCUAAUUUUCCCUGGUAAAAUAGUCAUAGGUCUCAGUAAUGCAGCAAAAAAAAUUAUGCAAAAUAUUUAAUAGAUGUUAAAAAGAAGAGGCUGUGGAAAGUAAGGCUGAGAUUUUUAAAAAUGCACCUUUUGUCUAAAAAAAAAAUGUUUUGUUUUUUUUCUAUAGUUUUAAUAUUUGAAUAUCUGACAGACAAAUGUUGCUUCUUUUUUGCUAAUGAAGUCAAAGUUUGGACAUCAAGCUUGGUAUGAAAAAAGUAACCAACUAUAAGAAAAAGAAGAAAACAAGCACCAAGAAAUUUGACUGUAAGUGAUGAGAUCAGCCAAUGAUAGAAGUCAUUUUUAAGUAAAGAUCAUGUUUAUUGGAAUAUGUUUAACCUCCUAGGACCUGGCGUCCACAUAUGUGGACAUCACAUUUUGGGUUAUUUACACCAAAAUACUCAAUUUUGCUCUACAAGGGCCUGAUAUCCACUUACGAGGACAUUAUACUGCUACUGUUCUAUCGAAAUUUUAAACGAAUAUCCUCAUAUGUGGCUCUCAUUUUUCUUAGAAACAAAACUCAGGUAAUUCUUUGUUUUUAUAUUCAUUGGGUCCCAAUAUGCCCAAAUAUCAAAGAGAAAUUAAAAAUACAUGCCAUGGAAGAGUUUGGGUCUUAGGAGGUUAAAUUAAAAGGUUAAACUCUACAUUUUUAGGGGGGGGUUCUUGUUUGUUGUUGUUGUUUUUACAUGCAAUUUUUAUUUAAUUUAAUCCUGAACAUUUUGUGGCUUGUGGUGUUUUGGAAAUUGAAAACAUUAUUAUUAUUAGUAGUAGUAGUAGUAGUCAUUUUUAGCCAGGCCUUCAUCAUUUCGUUUGUGCGCAUCGUCUGAGGCUUCUAAAUUUCUUAAUUACAAACAAAUCGAGGUACAAAAAUCACUGAUUUUUAUUAUUCAUAUGGAUGUUUUCCUCACAGGUUUGUAUGCAGGCAGUGUGACGGUAAAUGUAGAAUAACCAGGUGACAUAACCCAUGUGUUUCUUUGGAUUGUGGAAGAAAG